AGCACUGCAAGCACAAAUCGGCCGCGGAGAACCUGGUCUCGGCACAGGAGCUGCUGGAGGGAGAGGAGCUGGCGCUGGCCAAGGUGGCCGUGCUGCUCCUGUAUCACACCUCUAUGAGCUGUAAGAGCCCCGGGGACUGGAAUGAGUUUGACUACAAGACCCAGGUUGAACUGGCAGCGAUCCUCAAAUUUGUGCUGGACAAUGAGGAGAGCCUGAAUGAGAAUCUGGAGACAUUUCUGCAGAGGAAAGUGCCGCUGUCCUCGUCCAGCGCGUCCAGCAGCAGCUCUGAGGAGCACUCCCCGCUGCUCUCCCUCCCGCACAAGCGAGAGGUGCGUUUCCUGGAGCUGCAGAAGAUUGCCUCCUCCUCCGGCGCCAACAACAUGCUCCCCGGCCCUCCAUCCUCGCCCAUGGGGGACGUCAUGCAGACCCCCCAGUUUCAGCUGCGAAGGCUGAAGAAGCAGCUGGCUGUUGAGAGAGAGAACCGGGAUGAGCUUGAGGUGGAGCUGGCAGAGAAUCGCAAGCUCAUCACAGAGAAGGAGGCUCAGAUCACCAUGAUGCAGCAGCGGAUUGACCGCUUGGCUCUGCUCAACGAGAAGCAAGCUGCAGACCAGCCCGAGCCCAGGGAAAUGGAGGAGCUGAGGGAGAAGAACGAGAGCCUGAUGGUGCGCUUGCAUGAUGCCCUCAAGCAGUGCCAGGACCUCAAGACUGAAAAAGGCCAGAUGGACCGAAAAAUCAAUCAGCUCUCAGAGGAGAACGGGGACCUUUCCUUCAAGGUACGGGGUGCUGUGUCCUCUCUCCACUUGGUCCAGCUGCAGGAAGCCCUGAACGAGCUCUCGGAGGAGCACAACGCGGCCCUGGCGCAGUCGCAGGAAAAGCAGGGGCAGCUGGAGGGCGAGCUGCGUGCUGCUCUGCAGGAGAAGAAAUGCUCAGAAGAGAAGAUCGAGAUUCUCCAGGGGAAGAUCUCUCUGCUGGAGGACCAGCUGGCCAAGCUGGGGGACUGCAGCACCCAGGAGAAGGGAGAGGUCAUGGCCGAUAUCCUGAAG
This is a messenger RNA of Phaethon lepturus (White-tailed tropicbird), 1043 nucleotides long. RefSeq names its product nuclear mitotic apparatus protein 1 (gene NUMA1). The record is from RefSeq and is a predicted model, not a curated record. Lineage: Eukaryota; Metazoa; Chordata; Aves; Phaethontiformes; Phaethontidae. Gene Ontology annotation, molecular function: microtubule binding. Gene Ontology annotation, biological process: establishment of mitotic spindle orientation. The annotation marks the transcript as partial. The transcript is spliced from 9 exons. Gene Ontology annotation, cellular component: spindle pole; spindle microtubule; centrosome.